UCCCCAUCGCGUCGAGAUAUUUUUUCUACUCUUUGUCAUAUUAAACGUGUCAUCCCAGCAGAGUGGAUCGUUGACGCAGAGGCGCGAUGAAGGCACGUCAAGAAAGCGCUUAACUACGAUUAAAUGAAACGUAAUAGAGGCCUGUUUGACGCGGGGUAUUAUGUGGAGCUAAAAAGAAGCUCAUUCACGCGCCCAUCCGCUUUUUACCGUGUUAAAAUCAAAUUUCAUUUAAAAUCAACUCAACAGAUAUUGAGAGAAAUGUUGAAAUCACUGUUGAAAAUGCAUUUCAAUGAUUCAGUAUCAGUAAAGAAAUUUAAUCUCCUUGAAACAGACAUAAAAAAGUGUAAAAUGUCACCCCAUAACGGCUCUUGCAUGGCAGAAUCGAGUUCGGUACGUAGUUUAUCAUCGGACGAUGUGUCAGCAACAAAAUCCAGGAGCAAAUCAUGCUGGGCGCGUGCAACAGAUCCGGCUCAUCGUCGCGGCAGGCGUAUCCAAUUGCUGCAGAUGCUUGUACUACCAUUUAUACCGAUACUUGCCCUAAUUGUACAGACGGCAAAUACACUCCACGAUAUUCUCAUUUAUCGUCAGGAAGUGUCCGACAUUGAGACCCAGGUGACGAUAGCUACGGAUCUCGGUGUCGUCGUGACGCGUUUGCAGCUUGAGCGAUCUGAGGUGGCAUUUUUUAUAUACACCAACGGUAGCAGAUUGAGCGGCCAGUAUGACUACCCGAGAUUCAACUUGACCCAGAGAUACGCAACGACGGAUGAGACGUUGAAGAACUUGACGACUUGGCCGUUGGUGACUGUUCCAACGGACGAGGCUAAAACUCAGACCUACGACGUCGUUAACAGAGAGGCGUUUCAAGCCCGAUUGGACGAUUUCAGGCAGAAAAUAAACGAGGAGAGCAGUAUAUCCGAAGUAAUGGCCUGGUACGAGAACGUUAACGCAGAAAUGUUGAAUAUACUGACCAAUCAGAUCAAGGAGACUGAUAACAGCGGAGUCUGGAGAUAUUUAAUCGCCUUUAAGAAUCUACUGCGGAGCAUCGAGAGCAUAGGGAUAGCCUCGGUUUACGGGAUCAAUUAUUUCGGGCGUGGAGUACUCCUCCGGGAGAAUUACGUUAGUUAUAUCCGUCACGAGGCACUUGGAAGAGAUCUCCUCAACGGAUCUCUAUCGUAUGUGCCGGACCUCAAGGCUUUGUACACCGAGCUCACUCGGACAAUGCCGGAAUACGGUAGAAUAAAAUCGAGGCGAGAUGAGAUUUUACGUAAUCUCUUCCGGCAGCCGAGUAUCGGGGACGCAAUAGAUUAUUUCGACUCUAUGGCGACGUAUGUCGACGAAUUGAGAAAAAUCCAAACGGAAUUGCGUCAUAUGAUACGAAACUACGUCAAUUCGACGCUUCAAGACGCCAGCAACAAGCAGGUCGCGGGAAUAGCCAUUGUAGCACUUGUUCUCGUGAUUUCGCCGAUUAUAAUUAUUCUCGUUCGAAAUGCUGUUGCAACGAUUCAGGUAUAUGCAGCAAAUCUAGCCCAAAAGGCGAGGGAACUGAAGCGAGAGAAGAGGAAGAGUGAUACCCUAUUAUUUCAAAUGCUUCCACCGUCCGUUGCCCAACAACUCAAGCAGACGCAGCAGGUGCCCGCUGAAUAUUACGAGGCUGUCACUGUGUAUUUCAGUGACAUUGUUGGCUUUGUGGAAAUCGCAGCGGAAAAUACACCGCUGGAGGUGGUGACAUUUUUAAAUUCGAUUUAUAAACUGUUCGACGCGAGAAUCGAGUGCUACGAUGUUUACAAAGUGGAAACUAUCGGGGAUUCUUACAUGGUUGCGUCUGGAUUACCCGUUCGAAACGGUGACAAACACGUAUCGGAGAUUGCGACGAUGGCCCUGGACUUGUUGGCCGCAUCAUCUGUCUUUCAAGUACCAAAGAGACCUGGUGAACGCCUGCAAAUUCGCAGUGGAGCGCACACUGGGCCAGUGGUUGCUGGCAUUGUCGGUACGAAAAUGCCUCGGUAUUGUCUUUUCGGGGAUACAGUCAAUACAGCGAGUAGAAUGGAGUCCACUGGAGAAGCUCUUCGCAUUCACAUAAGUCUGGAGAUGAAGAAGGCCCUAGAUGCAGUCGGUGGUUUCAAGAUCGUGCAUCGAGGGCUCGUCGACGUCAAAGGCAAAGGUCUGAUGGACACCUACUGGCUGGAAUGCAAAGACGGUGGGAUAGCGCGAGCGACCGAGCUCGACCUUCCCACCUUCUUCGAGGACGUCCGGCCCGUCUUCAUGCGCCGCCUGCGCGAAGAGGAGUCGCUCUGAUGCGAGCCGUA
Messenger RNA from Diachasma alloeum, 2306 nucleotides. RefSeq names its product receptor-type guanylate cyclase daf-11. Gene Ontology annotation, molecular function: peptide receptor activity; guanylate cyclase activity. Lineage: Eukaryota; Metazoa; Arthropoda; Insecta; Hymenoptera; Braconidae. The record is from RefSeq and is a predicted model, not a curated record. Bases 124 to 2295 code for a protein of 723 amino acids. The transcript is spliced from 13 exons. Gene Ontology annotation, biological process: cGMP biosynthetic process; receptor guanylyl cyclase signaling pathway; intracellular signal transduction.